Messenger RNA from Magallana angulata, 1583 nucleotides. RefSeq names its product 26S proteasome regulatory subunit 7. The record is from RefSeq and is a predicted model, not a curated record. Bases 82 to 1383 code for a protein of 433 amino acids. Lineage: Eukaryota; Metazoa; Mollusca; Bivalvia; Ostreida; Ostreidae. Gene Ontology annotation, cellular component: proteasome regulatory particle, base subcomplex. Gene Ontology annotation, molecular function: ATP hydrolysis activity; ATP binding; proteasome-activating activity. Gene Ontology annotation, biological process: proteasome-mediated ubiquitin-dependent protein catabolic process. The transcript has 11 exons.
AAGACUUUUCUAACCUUCAAUUAUUGAAGAAUUCCUUUAUAUGAAUAGACAUUUUUUUCUUUAUUAACAUUUAAAAUUAAAAUGCCGGACCACUUAGGAGCUGACCAAAGAAAAACUAAGGAAGAUAAAGAAGAAGAUAAACCUAUACAAGCAUUGGAUGAAGGGGAUAUUGCCUUGUUAAAAACAUAUGGUGUUGGUCAGUACAGUAAAGCCAUUAAAAGUGUUGAAGAAGACAUUCAAAAUGGAGUCAAGAAAGUAAAUGAGUUGGCAGGAAUCAAGGAGUCUGACACAGGGUUAGCUCCCCCUGCAUUGUGGGAUUUGGCUGCAGACAAACAGACACUUCAAAACGAACAGCCUCUGCAAGUAGCAAGGUGUACUAAGAUCAUUAACGCUGAUUCCGACGACCCUAAAUACAUUAUCAAUGUCAAACAAUUUGCCAAGUUUGUGGUGGACUUGGGAGACCAGGUGGCCCCCACCGACAUAGAGGAGGGGAUGAGAGUGGGGGUUGACAGAAACAAAUACCAGAUUCAUAUUCCCUUGCCCCCAAAGAUCGACCCCUCAGUGACCAUGAUGCAGGUAGAGGAGAAGCCGGACGUGACGUACAGUGACGUUGGAGGGUGUAAGGAACAGAUCGAAAAGUUACGCGAAGUGGUGGAGACCCCUCUCCUACAUCCCGAGCGUUUUGUGAACCUUGGUAUCGAGCCUCCGAAAGGAGUCCUGUUGUUUGGACCUCCGGGGACUGGAAAAACACUCUGUGCCCGAGCAGUGGCAAAUAGAACAGAUGCCUGCUUCAUUCGUGUGAUUGGAUCGGAAUUGGUGCAAAAAUAUGUUGGCGAGGGCGCCCGAAUGGUACGAGAACUGUUUGAAAUGGCCAGAAAUAAGAAAGCUUGUAUUAUUUUCUUUGAUGAAAUUGAUGCAGUUGGAGGUGCCCGCUUUGACGAUGGAGCAGGUGGAGAUAACGAAGUCCAGAGGACAAUGUUGGAGCUAAUUAACCAACUUGACGGCUUUGACCCCCGCGGUAACAUCAAAGUUUUGAUGGCCACCAACAGACCCGACACCUUAGACCCUGCUCUGAUGAGGCCGGGGCGUCUUGACAGGAAAAUCGAGUUCGGCCUCCCAGACUUGGAGGGAAGAUCUCACAUUUUUAAGAUCCAUGCAAGGUCAAUGAGUGUUGAAAAAGACAUCCGAUAUGAAUUACUGGCAAGACUUUGUCCCAACAGCACAGGUGCAGAAAUUCGAAGUGUAUGCACAGAAGCUGGAAUGUUUGCCAUCAGAGCACAAAGGAAAAUGGCAACUGAAAAAGACUUUUUGGAAGCUGUCAACAAAGUGAUUAAGGCUUACGCUAAAUUCAGUUCUACACCCCGAUACAUGACCUACAAUUAAAAAAUGAACAUCUAUCUCUGAAAAUAAUUUGUGAAAUCAAUAGUUUAAAAUGACCUCUAACUUGUUUAUUUGAACAAUAUGUGCAAGUACAUGAUGCAUAAGUUUUCAUCUUUAUCAAUAAAAUGAUUCUUUAGUUUUUCAUGUGGUUCUGCAACGAUCAGCCCACAUGAAAAACUAAAGGAAGCAAGCCAUUAACUAUU